This is a messenger RNA of Rhodotorula graminis WP1, 724 nucleotides long. RefSeq lists its product as uncharacterized. Bases 19 to 675 code for a protein of 218 amino acids. Lineage: Eukaryota; Fungi; Basidiomycota; Microbotryomycetes; Sporidiobolales; Sporidiobolaceae. Gene Ontology annotation, molecular function: GTPase activity; GTP binding. The transcript is spliced from 7 exons. Gene Ontology annotation, biological process: ribosomal subunit export from nucleus; protein import into nucleus. Gene Ontology annotation, cellular component: cytoplasm; nucleus. The record is from RefSeq and is a predicted model, not a curated record.
CGACUCGCACCUGACAAGAUGGCUGCCCCGGAAGCUUCGAUGCCCACCUUUAAGCUCGUCCUCGUCGGCGACGGCGGCACGGGCAAGACGACCUUUGUCAAGCGUCACUUGACCGGCGAGUUUGAGAAGAAGUACAUCGCCACUCUCGGUGUCGAGGUCCACCCCCUCACGUUCCACACCAACUUUGGCACGAUCUGCUUCAACGUGUGGGACACGGCCGGCCAGGAGAAGUUCGGCGGCCUCCGCGACGGCUACUACAUCCAGGGCCAGUGCGGCAUCAUCAUGUUCGACGUGACGUCCAAGAUCACGUACAAGAACGUGCCCAACUGGCACCGCGACCUCGAGCGCGUCUGCGAGAACAUCCCCAUCGUGCUCUGCGGCAACAAGGUCGACGUCAAGGAGCGGAAGGUCCAAGACGGGCGCCGUCACCUUCCCCCCGCAAGAAGAACCUCCAGUACUUUCGAGAUCUCGGCCAAGAGCAACUACAACUUCGAGCGCCCGUUCCUGUGGCUCGCGCGCAAGCUCGUCGGCAACGCCCACCUCGAGUUCGUCGCCGCCCCGGCGCUCGCGCCCCCCGAGGUCCAGGUCGACGCGAACCUCAUGAGCCGUUACGAGGCGGAGCUCACGGCAGCGGCGGCCGCCCCGCUCCCGGACGAGGAGGACAACGACUUGUAGACGCAGCCUGUCGCGUCUUCCGUGUGUUGCAUGAAGUUUGUUUCGCUUU